This is a messenger RNA of Parasteatoda tepidariorum (common house spider), 751 nucleotides long. RefSeq names its product mitochondrial import inner membrane translocase subunit TIM44. NCBI's taxonomy places the organism in Eukaryota, Metazoa, Arthropoda, Arachnida, Araneae, Theridiidae. Gene Ontology annotation, molecular function: protein-folding chaperone binding. Gene Ontology annotation, biological process: protein import into mitochondrial matrix. Gene Ontology annotation, cellular component: mitochondrial inner membrane. The record is from RefSeq and is a predicted model, not a curated record.
GUGGGCUUUUCCAAAAAACAGAACUGUCAGAGGUUUUAACUGAAAUAGUAAAGAUGGAUCCAAACUUUGACAAGGAGAAAUUUCUUAAGGAAUGUGAAGAUGAAAUUAUACCAAAUAUUUUAGAAGCAAUGAUACGAGGAGAUUUAGAAAUUUUGAAGGAUUGGUGCUAUGAAGGACCAUUUAAUGUGUUAGCAACACCUAUCAAAACAGCUCAAAGCUUAGGAUACCAUUUUGAUUCCAAAGUUCUUGAUGUAAUGAAUGUGGAUCUGGCUAUGGGGAAAAUGAUGGAGCAAGGUCCGGUUUUAGUUUUGACUUUUAACUCACAACAGAUUUUAGUUGUUCGUGAUGCCAAAGCAAAUGUUGUGGAAGGUGACCCUAAUAAAGUUUUGAGAAUGCAUUAUGUUUGGGCCCUUUGUAGAGAUCAAACUGAGCUAGAUCCCAAAGCUGCGUGGAAGUUGCUCGAUUUAUCAGCCAGCAGUACAGAGCAGUGGUUAUGAGUAUAGCUAUUUUAGAAAUGUAUAUAAAAUGAAGCAAAUUAACCUCUUGGAAGAUUGUACAAAAGAACAUAGAAUAUGUCAAUAUUUUGUUGUAUAUACUGUAAAAUGAGCAUUUCAUCUGAGACUAUUAACGCUCUUGGCAGCAAGCCCAUUUCUUUGCGACAGGUUCAACCAGAAACACCUUUGCUCUUUUAUGAAGGCUCUGCCAAAGAGUUGAAAUAAAUCAUAGCAACAUAAAAAUUUUAGAAAACUUU